This is a messenger RNA of Emericellopsis cladophorae, 642 nucleotides long. RefSeq names its product Acyl-coenzyme A thioesterase-like protein. Lineage: Eukaryota; Fungi; Ascomycota; Sordariomycetes; Hypocreales; Bionectriaceae. The transcript has a single exon. The record is from RefSeq and is a predicted model, not a curated record. Bases 1 to 642 code for a protein of 213 amino acids.
AUGUCAGACAAGUCUGUGACCAAAGGCCAUGAUUGCCUCAUCCCUCUCCUGGGUAUUGAGCCCGCACACACGCCUGAGAACCUCUACUCAUCCAACGUCGAGCACUUCCAAUCUACCGAGGCUACCGCGCCCCUCUUUACAAAAGACACCAUCCCCGUCAUCUUGCCAGCGUUUAAUGCCCCUUUGCCACAUCGCGAGCAAUUUUUCUCCAAAACGUUACACCACGAUGAGGGCUUGACGCAUAUGCUUUCUCUCUUCACGAGACAAGGGGAUAAUGUCGAGAACCCCGAAACCCUUGUGGAGGAGGUCUAUACACUGGCCACGGUGGAGAGGGGGUUGAGCGGUGCUCCGCAUAUGCUACACGGAGGCGUGAUCAUGUCUCUGGUCGACGAGGCCAUGGGCGCCCUGAUAGAGAUCAAUCGCGCCCUGGGAAAGAAAGGGGAAGUCUUCACGGGGCUUGGCGUCACCGCCGGGCUGCAGAUCAACUUCAUCAUCUUUGUGGGGACCACCAUCACGGCCAAGGCAACUAUGGAAGGAUCGAGCGGGCGGAAGAUGAACGUGAAAUGCGAGGUCACAGAUGAGGCGGGCGAUGUAGCGGUGCGAUGCUCCAGCGUGUGGGUGGCGGUCAAGGAGAAGUUGUGA